AUGUCUUAUGCCACCGAAUUCCUUGGUAGAUUCAGGGAUCCUGAACAAAUGGGGUUUGGCACCACCACAGAGCGAAUGAUCUUCCCAAAUAAGUCGCGGCCAAUCAACAACGGAACAACGGUGGCAAAGGUCGCCUUGACGACGCCUUUCCUUAGCCUUGAUAGAGGAGAGCUGGGUAUUCAUACUGAACUCGGUUCCAUGUCCGAGGCUGAACGGGGAAUGUCUCUUGAGCAAUGGAGUGUGGUUGGGUCAACUUUUGGAGCGAUGCACGGCGCAGAACUGGCCAGUGUGUUGAGCCAGAUACAAGAGCCGCACGAGAUUCGUGACGAUAGCCCAUAG
Pyrenophora tritici-repentis Pt-1C-BFP is the source of this 339-nucleotide messenger RNA. Lineage: Eukaryota; Fungi; Ascomycota; Dothideomycetes; Pleosporales; Pleosporaceae. The record is from RefSeq and is a predicted model, not a curated record.